UAUCGCCGGACUCUACGAAUCCUUUUCUCUUCGGAACGCUUUCUCCUCGUCCACUAAAAAUACGAAGCUUCGCUAUAAGCUUGGGUAGGGUUUUGGAGGGUUUGUUGUGUGAAUAGCUGUGUGAACAGGCUGCAGACAUGCCUCCCCGCACAGUGAAAAAAGCAGGAGGGACGCCCACUCCGAAGAAGGGUGCUGGAAAAACCCCAAACAAGACUCCCAAGAGCGCCGGAGCAACGCCGCCUCCCAAAAAUAUUACCUCUGCAGAGGAAGUCAAGGUCGAGCCGCAAGUUGUAAUUAAUCUAAACGAGCAGUCUGCUGAAGCAGCCGCCUCUGUUGAGAAAACGGAGGUUUCAAAUGGAUCCGCAUCCAUUAAAGAAACUGACGAAGCGAAGGAGGAAGUAAAGCCCUCCUUUGAUGAAGAUGACAAAGGAGAGAGACUAGAGCUCGAUGAUAACGAGCCUGAAUCUGAACCAGAAGAGGAGGAUAACCCCGAGGAGGUUCAUAAGGAGGAUACACCAGCAAUGGAUGUCGAUGUGAAAGAAGUGGAUCAUGAUGGUAUUCCACAGGAAGAUGAGGAGGAGGGUUUGGAGGAUCAGUUGGAUGAUGGUGAGCAGGAAGAUGCCGAAGAACCUGGGGAAGAUGAAAUUGCAGAGGAAGAGGAAGGUGAAGAAGAGAUGGAAGGUGAGGGCGAAGAGGAGGAAGGAGCAGAGGAACAUGAAGAGCCUGACGAAGAGGAAGCAGAGCAUCAUGAAGUUGUCAAAGAAAGGCGGAAACGAAAGGAGUUUGAAAUAUUUGUUGGUGGCUUGGACAAAGAUGCUGCUGAGGAAGAUCUUAGGAAAGUCUUUAGUGCAGCUGGUGAGAUUUUGGAAGUCCGUCUUAUGAUGAAUCCCCAAACUCAUAAGAACAAGGGAUUUGCAUUCAUUCGAUAUGCAUCAGUUGAACAUGCCAAGCGAGCCUGUUCAGAGUUAAAAAAUCCGCAGGUAAAGGGAAAAGUUUGUGGGGUCUCGCCGAGUCAGGACAAUGACACACUUUUCUUAGGGAAUAUUUGCAAAACAUGGACAAAGGAUGCUCUCAAAGAAAGGUUGAAGCAUUACGGUAUUGAGAAUAUUGAGGAUUUGACUCUAGUUGAAGAUUCUCAAAAUGAGGGAAUGAACCGUGGGUUUGCCUUUAUGGAGUUCUCUGCUCGUUCUGAUGCUAUGAAUGCUUACAAAAGGCUACAGAAACGGGAUGUUGUUUUUGGUACUGAUAGAUCUGCUAAAGUGUCGUUUGCAGAAACUUUUGUUGAGCCUGAUGAGGAAGUUAUGGCACAGGUCAAAACUGUAUUUGUUGAUGGCAUGCCAGCUACUUGGGAUGAGGAUCGUGUUAGAGAGCAAUUUAAAAAAUAUGGUGAAAUUGAGAAAAUUCAGCUAGCACGUAACAUGCCAACUGCAAAGCGCAGAGACUUUGGGUUCGUUUCUUUUUCAACUCAUGAUGCAGCCGUGGCAUGUGUAAAUGGUUUGAGCAACAGUGAGCUUGGAGAAGGGGACAGUAAGGUGAAGGUGAAGGCAAGACUAUCUAAGCCUCAUCAGAAAGGAAGAUUAAUGAAACAUGGUGUUAGAGGAGAUUAUAGGAUUGGCCGUGGGAUUGUACGUGGUGCUGGGCGUGGUAUCCGAAGGCCAUGGGGACGUGUUCCAGGACGUUUAGAGCCUCGGAGGUUUACAGGACGUGGUGGGAGAUUUGUUGGUCGAGGUGGUCAAAUUGCAGGUCGUGGAAUGAAGCGUCCUUUGGGACGAAAUGUAGUUCAACAUGUACCAGAGAGAGUACCAAGUAGAAAUCCACCACAUGUAGAUAGGGUUCGAGAUAGGCGUCCCCCAGCUCCAGCCUAUCCUAGAAGCAGUUCUAGGAGAGAUUAUGGAAGACGUGAGGAAGCAUAUGAUGAUCGCCAGGUACGAUCUUCUACUAGAUCUGCUCCUGAUUUUGCUACCAGAGCUGCUGCUGCAAGGAGAUCAUCUUAUAGAGAUAGCUAUGGAGCACGUGGAUCGGGCUAUGUGGAUGGUGCGCCUCGUGGGGUGUCAAGGACAGCUAUUCGCCGACCAUAUCCAGAGGAAAGCUAUGGUAGGCGCAUGGACCGGCCAUAUCGUGAUAAUCGUGGACGUGAUUAUGAUACGGUUUCAGGGUCUAAACGACCGUAUACAGCUGUGGAUGAGCCAUCUAGAUAUGCAGAUCCUUCAAUGAGGCAUUCUAGACCUCGCAUGGAUUAUGGGGUCAGUGGCAGUGCAUCACAGUAUGGGGAUUAUGGUGAAUCUGCCAGACUAGGACGAGGCUCUCAGUUAGGUUAUGGAGGUGGUGCUAGACAAGAUUCAUAUGGAUUAUAUGAGGGACAUCAAUCUGGCAUGGGCUAUGGAGGUUCACUAGGUGGCAGUGAAACGGGUGGAGCAUACUCUUCUGGUUAUGGCAAUGACUAUUUGUCAUCCAGCGGUGCUGAUAUUGGUGGAGGUUCCUACUCGUCUUUGUAUUCAAGUCGUGGUAUGGGUGGUGGGUACUUAGGUGGCAGUGGUUCAUCCUAUUAUUAAACUAUAUGUGAUCAUGAGGCUGCCAUAGGCUGGAAUAGAUUCAGGCUCUGAGAGGCAUAACUUAACUUUUUUAAGGCAGCAUUCUUUGAAUUAAGUACUUGAGAAGAAGCUCUUGUGACUUGAAGUGGCUGAAUGAGAAUGAAAGUGCAGAGAAAUUAUACAAGCUGCUAGUUAGUAGCUUGAGAAUUUGAAGAGAUUCUGGUGGCAGGAUUUACUGUUUCAUAUAUUAAAGAUAUUUUAUAUCUGUGUGGGAUGGCAUAGGAUGGAAGAUGAGUAGUCACAUUAUUGUUUGCUUGUAUCUGGAACUUUGUUAUUUUGAUAGGAAUUUUCAUAGUAGGACCCUUGCAGAUAGAGGUUCUAUGCAUCAUCUCCCAAGUGCAUAUUACAAGUUCAUUUCAGUAUUAUGGAUCUUAAGCUGAUCUACAAAUGUUUUCAUAUUCUUGCCUUUCCGGCACCUUUAAUGAUGGGAUGUUGUUAGAUCAGCAAGAUAUAUCUAAGUUUGAACUGUUAUAUGGCAAAAUGGAAAAUUUGCUUCGCCAUUGCUGCAAAGUGCUUCAUUAUGCCUUGAUACUGUGAAAGCUUGCCAUUAGAAAGAAUUUUGGAUGGUUUGCUUGUAAUUGAAGAUAUAAACCAAGUUGGCAUAAACUUUCCCAUUAUGACAUAAUUAUUGGUUUUUA
Molecule: messenger RNA, 3229 nt
Organism: Cryptomeria japonica (Japanese cedar)
Lineage: Eukaryota; Viridiplantae; Streptophyta; Pinopsida; Cupressales; Cupressaceae
Exons: 12
Coding region: 138-2552 (804 amino acids)
Cellular component (GO): nucleus
Molecular function (GO): mRNA binding
Source: RefSeq, a predicted model, not a curated record